This is a messenger RNA of Branchiostoma belcheri (Belcher's lancelet), 3611 nucleotides long. RefSeq lists its product as uncharacterized. Lineage: Eukaryota; Metazoa; Chordata; Leptocardii; Amphioxiformes; Branchiostomatidae. Bases 24 to 3611 code for a protein of 1195 amino acids. Gene Ontology annotation, biological process: proteolysis. Gene Ontology annotation, molecular function: metalloexopeptidase activity. The record is from RefSeq and is a predicted model, not a curated record. The transcript is spliced from 24 exons.
AAACCGGUUCUUUUGCUACCCUGAUGCGUUACAGCCAGAUAAUUACUAGGCUAACUACCUUUACCCAGAUGAGACACCACAGAAAGCGAGCGCUCCGUCCCUUCAGGAUUUCGUCGCUUUUCUCAGGUGGGAAAAAAGAAGGAGUAAAAGACUCCUGCGCGGAGUCAGACGUGCAGAAGAGAUACCGGAAGAACAGGUCCAAGAUGCGGUUCUGGGUCUGCAGUCUGCUGCUGGCGUUCUCAUGGCUUGUAGCUAAAGGUAGCACCACCACCAACUAUGACAGCUCCACGGACAGCUUACGUCAUCUGCUGACCAACCACUUCUCGUCCGACCGCCAUCACGUGACCAGUCCUGGCGGGAAGGAGGACGCCGUGACCUUCAUCACGGAGACCUUCAGGAAAUAUGACCUUCAGGUCUUCUCACAGAUGUUCGACACGGACAGCAAGGACGUACAAGGGCGUAACAUCAUCGGGACAUGGCCGGGCCUGAAUACCGGAACACCAGAUGACCGUCCUGUGAUGAUAGCAGCUCACUACGACACGGCCCGCGGCUCCCCGGGCGUGUGCGCGGACGGGUCCGGCAUGACGGCACUAAUGGAGGCGGUACGAGUCAUCACUGCCCGAUCGUGCAUGCAGGAGAACUCUGUCGUCUUCGCGGCGUUCGACUUCGAGGUGAAGGAAAGUGCCACUCUGGACCACGCCGCCUGUCAUAACGCCGGCUGCGGAAGCGCCAAGUACCUGAAGGAGCUUCUGAUUCCUUACAUCAAGAGUCUCGGCAUCUCCUCCAACGACUUCCAGGGAGCCUUCGUGCUGGACUCCGUCAUGAACUUCAACAGCACCGAGGACAGUCAGCGUCUUCCGGAGGAGGAGCGCUUCAAGGAGGCCCCGGGGUUGCAGGAGGCCUACACGCGGAUCCAGGCUGACGGCAGCAGGGGUGACUUCAUCGCGCUGGUCGGGCGGAACUUCGACUCGCCGCUGUACCAGAAGUUCAUCUCGGCAUGGGAGGCCCUGCCGGACAACAGGUUCAAGAACCAGCUGUUGCACAUGCCUGAGAAAGAUCUCCCGGCCGAACUGGACCCGUACUGGGACGUCUACAACAAACUGACGCACGGAGAUCACUACAGCUUCUGGGUAGCCGACUCCGACCUCCGGGCCAUACACAUUACUGAUUCUGCCCAGGAGCGCGGCUACAUGCAGGAGUGUUUCCACAAACCCUGUGACGACACGGAUCACGUGACCGCCGACAACCUGGCGUUCCUGAAGAAGGUGACAGACGCCACCAUCGCCACUGUCAUGCAGAUGGCGACAUAUCCGGACACGUGCCUCGACCCGUUCAACGAUUCCCCAGACCUCCUGAAGAGCGGGAUAGCGCUGACAGGAAAGUCCUGGCGGCUGAAAGGAAAGGAGGAGGAGACCUUCUCCCUCAGUAUCGACAUCGACACGGUCAAACCGAACGGUGCUGUGGAGGCUGUCAUGGUGAACUCAGAACUACAAGUGCCUCUCGAUGUUGUGGGCAGGUACAACGCUGACAACAAGAGACUCGUCCUCCGAUUGGCCGAGCCAAGCCACGUGACCAAAGGUGCCAAGCCGAUCGACCCGACGUUGCUGCAGAGGUGGACUGUGAACGGGGAGGUAACCGGAUUCCCCGGGGGUCUGGUGUACUUCGGCUCUCUGAGCGGGAUGCAGGACAGUACUGAUGACGUCAUGGAGGAGUUCAACAUCGCCUACUCAGAAGACCCUACAGUCGGUCUCCGCCAGUCGAACACUGCCCUGGCUGUCCUGUUCGCUCUGACACUGGUGCUGCUGAUAGCGACUGUAGCUUAUCUCUGCUACGUCAAGCGCACCUACCAGCCCUUCACCCAGAUGACCGAGAAGACUUCAAUCAACGUUCCCGUACUGAAGCUGGUGUACCGCCGCUAUCUGAACAUGGCUCUGCACGACUGGCUGGCGGUUGGGUUUCUGCUGAUGGUCAUGGGUGGUACCGUCUCUAGCGACAGGAGUUCCACGGAGAACCUGCGGAAGAUCCUUGUAGACCAUUUCUCGUCCAACCGGUUCCACCACAAAGUCUAUGUUAGAGGUACCGCUGUUGGUGAAAGCAGUACCACGGAAAACCUGCGGAAGAUUCUGGUGGACCAUUUCUCGUCCAACCGGAACCACCGCACCAGCGGCAUCGGGAAGCAGUCGGCGCUACAGUUCACGUACGACACCUUCGUACAGCACAACCUGCAGGUCUUCACACAGGAGUUCGAGACGGAUAACCCACAGGUGAAGGGCCGGAACCUUAUCGGAGUGUGGCCUGGCUCCCGGACCGCCACGAACCUAGACCGGCCGAUUCUGAUCGCGGCUCACUACGACACUUACACGGACACCCCGGGCGUCAAGGGCAGGAACCUCAUCGGAGUGUGGCCUGGCUCGAGGACCGCCACUAACCUGGACCGGCCGAUCCUGAUCGCCGCUCACUACGACACGUACCCGGACACGCCAGGCGUGUGCGCAGACGGCUCGGGCAUGGCUGCGCUACUGGAGGCGAUCCGGGUCAUCACGGCCCGGCCCUGCAUACAGUACAACUCUAUCAUAUUCGCAGCAUUCGACUUUGAGGAGAAGGAUACGACUGACAGGUCGGGCAUGGCGGCACUACUGGAGGCAAUCCGGGUCAUCACGGCCCGGCCCUGUAUACAGUACAACUCUAUCAUCUUUUCAGCGUUCGACUUUGAGGAGAAAGACACGACCACACCAGGCUCUGCCUGCCAGACCUUCGGCUGCGGAAGCCGCGCGUACGUGAGCGAUGUUUUGGUGAAAUACCUGAAGUUUGUCGGGAUCAGCUCGGCACAGUUCCAGGGCGCCUUCAUACUGGACUCUGUACUCAACUUCAACGACUCCGCGGACAGCCAGAAGCUCCCGCCCGGCGACUUUCGAAACGUGAUGCGCAUCCCCAUCAAGCAAAUGCCGCCGAUUCCUGAAAGCCCGCACUUCGAGUACUGGCCGGUUUAUCGGGAUCUGACGAACGGAGACCACUACAGCUUCUGGGCGUAUGACGCUGACCUGAGGGCCAUCCACAUCACAGACACCGGUCCCUUGCGAGGUUACAUGCAGGAGUGUUACCACCAGGCCUGUGACAACACGGAUCACCUGUCCCAGAACAACAUGGCCUUCCUCAAGAAGGUUACAGACGCUACCAUCGACGCCGUCAUGACGCUGGCUGUCUUCCCAGAAACCUGCACAGACCCUUGGACCAAGUCCCCUGAGAUGUUGAAGAGCGGGAUCAACCUGAAAGGAAAGGUCUGGCACUCCAAGAAGUCUCGCAGUCCCUUCACCAUCAUCCUGAAGGAGUUCAAACCGAACGGAGCGGUGGUGGCCACCCUCAAGAACGGGAGCCUCACUCUGGAUCUGGAUGGCCGCUAUAACGCGGAUAACAAGUUGCUGAUCCUGCGGAUGGCCCAGCCGAGUAACGCCGCCGCGCUGCCGCACAAGUACGAUCCCGUGUACCUCAUGAAGUGGACCAUGACGGGAGAGGUAGUCGGGUUCGCAGGAGGCAUUCUGUACUACGGUUUUCUGGCCGGACCCAACAAUGAAAUAGAGGAGUUCAGCGUGACCUAUUCUGAAGGUAGAUGA